AUGGAGGAUGAUCAGGAAAUUAAACUGAUAAUUUUCAUCAGCGUAUGGGCCAUAGUGUCAGCGUACUACACAGUGGAUGAGAACAUAGAUUUAGCCGAAAUUACUGGCAACCAGAUCGUGCUGAAGAAGUAUGCCGCUUGCCUUCUGGACAGAGGACCUUGUUCAAAGUCCAUGCUGACAUAUAAAAGGCACCUAAAAGACGCUGUAGACACGGACUGCGCUGAGUGCAGUCCCUCACAGAAGCACUACGUGCACGAGUUCCUCAAGGCCAUGCUGCAGAAGUUCCCUGGUGAUCUAGAACAGAUCAAGAACAAGUACGAUCCAACAGGAGUACAUGUUUUAAAAAUCAUUGCUGAGAUUGAGAAAUACUAA
Aricia agestis (brown argus) is the source of this 372-nucleotide messenger RNA. RefSeq names its product ejaculatory bulb-specific protein 3-like. The record is from RefSeq and is a predicted model, not a curated record. NCBI's taxonomy places the organism in Eukaryota, Metazoa, Arthropoda, Insecta, Lepidoptera, Lycaenidae. The transcript has 3 exons. Bases 1 to 372 code for a protein of 123 amino acids.